This is a messenger RNA of Fibroporia radiculosa, 969 nucleotides long. RefSeq lists its product as uncharacterized. Gene Ontology annotation, cellular component: intracellular anatomical structure. The record is from RefSeq and is a predicted model, not a curated record. The coding region runs from base 1 to 969 and encodes 322 amino acids. Gene Ontology annotation, molecular function: oxidoreductase activity, acting on NAD(P)H, oxygen as acceptor. The transcript has 7 exons. NCBI's taxonomy places the organism in Eukaryota, Fungi, Basidiomycota, Agaricomycetes, Polyporales, Fibroporiaceae.
AUGAACGGUCUCACUGGCACCAUCCGCGAGUCCGCCCGCCGUCCGUCUCCUCUCCGUCCCAACUCGUCCUUUUCGUUUGAGAACCCCAUCGCCCCGUCCGACAUGAGCGUCCACCCCGUCAUCCACGAAGGCCGCGUCGCAGUCAUCACCGGCGCCGCCAGCGGCAUCGGGCGCGCCGCCGCCGUCGAGCUCGCAAAGAUCGGCCUCAAAAUCGCCAUCGCAGACGUCUCUGCCGACGCCCUCCGCGAGACCGGCGUCGAGGUCGCCAAGAUCGUCGGCGACGCCAACGUCCUCGUCGUCCCCACCGAUGUCAGCAAACUCGACGACGUCGUCCGCCUCCGCGACCGCGUCUAUGAGGCGUGGGGCGAGGUCGGCGUCCUCAUGAACAACGCCGGCAUCGGCCCCACCGGCACAUCCUGGGAGGGCCUCGAUGCCUGGCACAACAUCUUUGACGUGAACCUCUGGGGCGUCCUCCACGUCCAGCAGACAUUCGUGCCCUCGAUGCUGCACCAGGAGAACCCCGCGGUCAUCAUCAACACCGGCUCCAAGCAGGGCAUCACCAAUCCGCCCGGAAACGCAGCGUACAACGCGUCCAAGGCGGCGGUCAAGUCGCUCACAGAGGGACUCGCGCACGAGCUCCGCAACGUCCCGCAGGCCAGCCUCACUGCCCAUUUGCUCAUCCCUGGGUGGGUGUGGACUGGCCUCACAGGCGCAAAGAACGGCGGCGAGAAGCCUCCCGGCGCAUGGACUCCGCAAGAGACGGUGUUGUACAUGCUCGACCACGUCCGCCAAGGCACGUUCUACAUCCUGUGCCCGGACAACGAGACCCGGCGCGAGGUCGACCAGCUCCGCAUCAUGUGGACCGCGGGCGACGUUGCCGAGGGCCGUCCCGCCCUCAGCCGCUGGCACCGCGACUACAAGGCGCUCUUCGAGGAGUACCUCCGCGACGGGCUUGCCCAGCUCGACUGA